AAAUACGACCUCGAGUAGGGUAGUUUCUUUUCGCUCUCAACAGAACAUUUACCGCAUUUCUGUCUGGAGCCAGACCCUCGAAGUUGGAAUCCAUGGCUAAGUCCUCGAAAUAUGAGGAAUCGACGGAGGAAUCUCUGUCCAACGGCUCAAAUUCGUCCGAGGAAGAGCAAAUCAACGGCCAGUUCAACGCAGAGGACGACGACGAGGAGGAGAUCGAGGCUGUGGCCAGGACGACGGCCGAAGACGUGGACAACGACGAGGACGCCGAUGACGACGCCGACGGAGACGACGACCAGGAGGAAGAAGAAGACGACGAGGAUGAGAAGGUGGUGAUUAGUAGUGAAAUUGGAAAGCGUGAGAAGGCUAGACUAAAAGAAAUGCAGAGGUUAAAGAAACAGAAGAUUCAAGAAAUUCUUGAAGCUCAAAAUGCUGCCAUUGAUGCUGAUAUGAACAACAAGGGAAAGGGGCGGCUGAAGUAUCUCCUGCAGCAGACAGAGAUAUUUGCUCAUUUUGCUAAGGGUGACCAGUCUGCAUCUAAGAAUAAGACCAAGGGGAGGGGCCGUCAUGCUUCAAAGAUUACUGAAGAGGAAGAAGAUGAAGAAUAUCUCAAGGAGGAAGAAGAUGGUCUCUCUGGAAACACACGGCUGGUGGCUCAACCCUCUUGUAUUCAAGGAAAGAUGAGGGAUUACCAACUUGCUGGAUUAAACUGGCUCAUCCGAUUGUACGAAAAUGGCAUAAAUGGAAUUCUUGCAGAUGAAAUGGGUCUUGGUAAAACAUUGCAAACUAUCUCUUUGUUGGGCUACCUGCAUGAAUUCAGAGGAAUAACUGGUCCUCACAUGGUUGUUGCUCCAAAAUCUACACUUGGCAACUGGAUGAAUGAAAUAAAACGUUUUUGUCCAGUUCUGCGAGCCAUAAAGUUUCUUGGAAAUCCUGAUGAAAGGAAGCAUAUACGGGAAAAUCUGCUGGUUGCUGGAAAGUUUGAUGUUUGUGUCACCAGUUUUGAAAUGGCAAUUAAAGAGAAAUCUGCCCUGCGCCAGUUUAGUUGGCGCUAUAUUAUAAUUGAUGAAGCUCAUCGAAUCAAGAAUGAGAAUUCACUUCUUUCAAAGACAAUGAGACUAUACAAGACUAAUUAUCGCCUCCUUAUUACGGGUACUCCGCUGCAGAAUAAUCUUCAUGAACUAUGGUCUCUUCUCAAUUUUCUUCUGCCAGAGAUAUUCAGCUCAUCUGAGACUUUUGAUCAAUGGUUCCAAAUAUCUGGUGAUAAUGACCAGCAGGAGGUUGUUCAACAACUUCAUAAGGUUCUCCGACCAUUCCUUCUCCGAAGGUUGAAAUCAGAUGUUGAGAAAGGUUUGCCUCCCAAGAAGGAAACAAUACUUAAAGUUGGUAUGUCCCAAAUGCAGAAACAGUAUUAUAAGGCAUUAUUGCAAAAAGAUCUUGAGGUUAUAAAUGCUGGUGGUGAGCGCAAGCGUCUUCUGAACAUAGCAAUGCAGCUGCGUAAAUGUUGUAAUCACCCAUAUCUUUUUCAAGGUGCUGAACCUGGUCCUCCAUAUACUACUGGAGAGCAUCUCAUUACUAAUUCAGGAAAAAUGGUUCUUCUUGAUAAGUUGCUCCGGAAACUCAAAGAGCGUGACUCAAGGGUGCUAAUAUUCUCACAGAUGACAAGGCUGCUAGACAUCCUGGAAGAUUAUUUAAUGUUUUGUGGGUACCAGUACUGUCGGAUUGAUGGCAAUACUGGUGGAGAAGAUCGUGAUGCUUCAAUUGAUGCCUUCAAUAAGCCAGGAAGUGAGAAAUUUGUCUUCUUAUUAUCGACCAGGGCUGGAGGUCUUGGGAUCAAUCUUGCUACUGCGGAUAUUGUCAUUCUUUAUGACAGUGAUUGGAAUCCACAAGUUGAUUUGCAGGCUCAGGAUCGUGCUCAUAGGAUUGGGCAAAAGAAAGAAGUUCAAGUGUUCCGUUUUUGUACUGAGUACACAAUUGAGGAAAAAGUGAUUGAGAGAGCUUAUAAAAAGCUUGCUCUUGAUGCUUUGGUGAUCCAACAAGGGCGAUUAGCAGAGCAGAAGACUGUUAACAAAGAUGAGCUCCUUCAAAUGGUGAGAUUUGGUGCUGAAAUGGUUUUCAGUUCCAAGGAUAGCACAAUUACUGAUGAGGAUAUAGAUCGGAUUAUUGCCAAAGGAGAAGAGGCAACAGCUGAGCUUGAUGCUAAGAUGAAGAAAUUCACAGAAGAUGCAAUCAAAUUCAAAAUGGAUGACACUGCUGAUCUGUAUGAUUUUGAUGAUGAAAAGGAUGAGAACAAGUUAGACUUCAAGAAAAUUGUCAGUGAGAAUUGGAUUGAACCACCAAAAAGAGAGAGGAAGCGCAAUUACUCAGAAUCUGAAUACUUCAAGCAAACAAUGCGCCAAAGUGGUCCAGCCAGACCAAGAGAGCCUCGAAUUCCACGCAUGCCCCAGUUGCAUGAUUUCCAGUUUUUCAAUACACAGAGGCUAAAUGAACUUUAUGAAAAAGAAGUACGCUUUCUCAUGCAAACACAUCAGAAGAACCAGUUAAAGGAUACCAUAGAUGUGGAUGAGCCAGAAGAGUUGGGAGACCCAUUAACUGCAGAAGAGCAGGACGAAAAGGAGCAGUUGUUAGAAGAGGGAUUCUCUUCAUGGACUAGAAGAGAUUUUAAUACUUUCAUUAGGGCCUGUGAGAAAUACGGUCGUAGUGAUGUAAAAAGUAUAGCUUCUGAAAUGGAAGGUAAAACAGAGGAGGAAGUCGAAAGAUAUGCCAAAGUUUUCAAAGAAAGAUACAAAGAGUUAAACGAUUAUGACAGGAUCAUCAAGAACAUUGAAAGAGGGGAGGCUAGAAUUUCUCGCAAGGAUGAGAUCAUGAAAGCAAUUGGGAAGAAAUUGGAUAGAUACAAGAACCCAUGGCUUGAAUUGAAGAUACAGUAUGGUCAGAACAAAGGGAAGCUAUAUAAUGAAGAAUGUGAUCGGUUCAUGAUUUGCAUGGUUCAUAAGCUUGGCUAUGGGAACUGGGAUGAGCUGAAGGCUGCAUUCCGAACAUCACCUUUGUUCCGUUUUGAUUGGUUUGUGAAGUCUCGAACAACUCAAGAGCUUGCAAGGAGAUGUGACACCCUCAUUCGAUUGGUGGAGAGGGAAAACCAAGAAUAUGAUGAAAGAGAGAGACAGGCCCGUAAAGAGAAGAAGCUUGCAAAGAACAUGACUCCGUCGAAGCGGGCGCUAGCAAGGCAGGCAGCGGAGAGCCCACCUCCAACAUUAAAGAAGAAGAAACAGUUGUUGAUGGAUGAUUACGUCAGCUCAGGGAAAAGGAAGAAAUGAUGUGGAAAUAUAAAAGCUAACGUGCUGGUUGUGGUUGAUCAAGAAUUGUUAUGGGCAAGGAUUUGAUCUUUGUUUGGUACGAUGUUGGGGUAAUAUGCUAAUGCCAGUUGGUUUUUUGCUUUUAUUGCAGAAAAGGAAAUAUGUAUGUAGAUUAUUACAAUGUGGGUAUAGAUUUUUGGGGAAGUUGUAUAAAUGAGUAGGACUUUUGGGAAACCGUCUUCGGGGACAUGGAUGGCCUGGCGGGCCGUUUUUGGUGAAUAUUCUGCUUUGACUCGUCUCUAUUUAGUUCUUGAGAUGAGAACAUUGAGGAAUUAAUUAUGCAGUGGCCUAACCUUCAAAAUGGAGUUGUGCUAAUCUUGUUUCUUCUUGAGAACAGAAGCGUGAAAGUGAAACCAAUUUGUUUGGUACUCUUAUCCUCCCUGGACCUUCA
Messenger RNA from Diospyros lotus (date-plum), 3744 nucleotides. Its product is annotated as ISWI chromatin-remodeling complex ATPase CHR11-like. The transcript is spliced from 25 exons. Gene Ontology annotation, biological process: nucleosome organization; regulation of transcription by RNA polymerase II. NCBI's taxonomy places the organism in Eukaryota, Viridiplantae, Streptophyta, Magnoliopsida, Ericales, Ebenaceae. The record is from RefSeq and is a predicted model, not a curated record. Bases 93 to 3314 code for a protein of 1073 amino acids. Gene Ontology annotation, molecular function: DNA binding; ATP-dependent chromatin remodeler activity; histone binding. Gene Ontology annotation, cellular component: nucleus; chromatin.